GACGUCACAUAAGGGCGUGGCGGCUGCAUGAUCGAAAGAGCCGCAGAUUUCUGUAUGACCGCGUCUUGACUGCGUGCAUGAGAGUGCAUUUAUAAAGUAAUAACUCAACUGGAAGGAACUCAAAAUGGCGGCUACAGCGAAGAAAAGUGAUGCUGGGGACAUGAAAGUGACGGUGGAGCCUUCUGCCAAGAAGGACAAGAAGGGGAAGAAGGGGAAGAAGGCAGAUAUGGAUGAUCUUAAGAAAGAAUUGGAGUUGGAUGAACAUAAAGUACCAAUUGAAGAGCUCUUUGAAAGAUUGACCACAAAUCCUGAGACUGGAUUGACUCCGGAAAUUGUUGCCAGAAAUUUGGCCCUAUAUGGCUCAAAUCGGUUAACUCCACCUCCAAAGACGCCAGCAUGGAUCAAAUUCUGUAAGCAGUUAUUUGGUGGUUUUGCAACCCUACUGUGGGUUGGAUCCAUUCUCUGUUUCUUUGCCUUUGGCAUUGAAUGUAGCAAGAAUGGAUUUGAUGAAGCCAUGAAAGACAAUUUGUACCUGGGACUUGUAUUAGCCAUUGUGGUCAUCAUUACUGGAUGUUUCUCUUAUUAUCAAGAAGCUAAGAGUGCUGCUAUCAUGGAGAGCUUUGAAAAGAUGGUGCCACAGGAAGCUUUGAUUCUGCGCGAUGGUCAAUGGAGUUCUGUUAAUGCCGAAUAUGUUGUUGUUGGUGACAUUGUUGAGGUGAAAAGUGGAGAUCGAAUUCCUGCUGACAUCCGCAUAAUCGAAGCAAGAAGUUUGAAAGUGGACAAUUCCUCACUGACUGGUGAAUCUGAACCUCAGUCUCGUGGACCAGAGUUCACAAAUGAUAAUCCACUUGAAACCAGAAACAUCGCAUUUUUCUCUACCAAUGCAGUAGAAGGGAACGCUAAAGGCAUUGUAAUUCAGUGUGGUGAUAAUACAGUUAUGGGACGUAUUGCUAACUUAGCAUCUGGACUUGAUGUGGGCGAGACUCCCAUUGCAAGGGAGAUCGAGCAUUUUAUCCACAUUAUUAGCGGGGUUGCCGUUUUCCUUGGAGUGACUUUCUUCUUCCUCUCAUUCGGAUUGGACUACACAUUAAUUGAAGCUGUAGUCUUCUUAAUUGGCAUCAUCGUUGCCAAUGUUCCUGAGGGCCUGCUUGCAACUGUCACCGUGUGUUUGACUCUAACAGCCAAACGAAUGGCUAAGAAGAAUUGUUUAGUGAAGAACUUGGAAGCUGUAGAGACUUUGGGAUCUACUUCAACCAUUUGUUCUGAUAAAACAGGAACUUUGACGCAAAACCGAAUGACAGUGGCUCAUUUGUGGUUUGACAAUUCAAUUGUUGAGGCUGACACAACUGAAGAUCAAUCUGGCGGUGGUACUACGAGCAAGGAAUCUCUAACCUGGCGAGAAUUGACCCGUAUUGCUAUUCUCUGUAAUCGAUCAGAAUUCAAAGCUGGACAAGAGAGUGUCCCGGUGCAGCAAAGGGAGACAACUGGUGAUGCGUCUGAGUCUGCUUUAACUAAAUAUGCAGAAUUAACUCGUGGAAAUGUUAAAGAAUUUCGAUCUAAAAAUCCAAAAAUUGCGGAGAUUCCAUUUAACUCCACCAAUAAGUACCAGGUGUCUGUUCAUGAGGUUGAAGGUGAUGAGCGUUACUUGAUGGUGAUGAAAGGAGCACCUGAAAGAAUCCUUGAUCGUUGUAGCACCAUAUCGUUGGAUGGAACUGAAAAGCCUUUGGGUGAUGAGAUGAAAGCUGCUUUCAACAAUGCUUACUUAGAGCUUGGUGGUCUAGGAGAGCGUGUGCUUGGCUUCUGUCAGUUUUGGUUACCUGUUGAUAAAUUUCCUCGUGGUUUUGAAUUCAAUGUUGAAAGUGAUGUAAACUUUCCUCUUGAUAAUUUGUGUUUUGUUGGACUCAUGUCUAUGAUCGAUCCUCCUCGUGCUGCUGUCCCUGAUGCUGUGGGCAAGUGUCGAAGUGCAGGAAUUAAGGUUAUCAUGGUAACAGGAGAUCAUCCAAUCACAGCAAAGGCCAUUGCUAAAGGUGUUGGUAUUAUUUCUGAAGGAAAUGAGACUGUAGAAGAUAUUGCUCAGCGUCUUAGUGUACCAGUUAGUGAAGUAAACCCACGUGAUGCCAAAGCUUGUGUUGUUCAUGGAUCUGAAUUGAAAGACAUUUCAAAUGAAGCCCUAGAUAGUAUUCUCAGUGAACACACAGAAAUUGUGUUUGCUCGUACUUCACCUCAGCAGAAGUUGAUCAUUGUAGAAGGUUGUCAGAGGGCUAAGCAGAUUGUGGCUGUGACGGGAGAUGGUGUCAAUGAUUCUCCUGCCUUAAAGAAAGCAGAUAUCGGCGUUGCUAUGGGUAUUGCUGGUAGUGAUGUCAGUAAGCAGGCAGCUGAUAUGAUUCUUCUUGAUGACAACUUUGCAUCUAUUGUAACUGGUGUAGAAGAAGGUAGACUAAUCUUUGACAAUUUGAAGAAGUCCAUUGCCUAUACCCUGACAAGCAACAUCCCUGAGAUAUCUCCAUUUUUGAUUUUCAUCUUGGUGUCGAUACCUCUACCACUUGGCACUGUCACCAUUCUCUGUAUCGAUCUUGGUACUGAUCUGUGGCCUGCCAUUUCACUUGCAUAUGAAGAAGCUGAAAGUGAUAUCAUGAAACGUCAACCUCGUGAUUCUGAGAAAGAUAAGCUGGUCAAUGAGCGUCUCAUCAGUGUUUCUUACGGACAGAUUGGAAUGAUCCAAGCAUCUGCUGGAUUCUUUACUUACUUUGUUAUCAUGGGUGAGAAUGGAUUCCUGCCUAAUCGCUUGGUUGGCUUGAGAUCACAGUGGGAUGAUGUUACCAACCACAGCGUCGAAGAUUCUUAUGGAUCCCAAUGGACAUACCAACAGCGAAAGGUUCUUGAGUACACCUGUCAUACAGCAUUCUUUGUGAGCAUUGUCGUUGUGCAGUGGGCUGAUGUUAUCAUUUGUAAGACUCGCAGGAACUCACUUCUUGAUCAAGGAAUGCACAACUGGGUGUUGAACACUGGUCUCAUAUUUGAAACCUGCUUGGCAGCAUUCCUGUCAUAUUGCCCAGGUCUUGAGAAUGGUCUAAGGAUGUACCCACUCAGAAUUAAUUGGUGGUUCCCAGCCUUCCCAUUCAGUCUACUCAUCUUCAUCUAUGAUGAAUGUCGUCGUUACAUCAUUCGUAGCAGACCAGGUGGAUGGGUUGAAAAGGAGACCUACUAUUAGUGUUUAAUGAAAUGAAUUAAAUGAAAUAUUUCAAUAAAUGUGGCAAAGACAGGCCAAACCACUUGCAAAUCGUGUUUCAGAGAUAAUGACCAAAACUGCUGGAAUGUCAGCAUUUUUAAAAUCUGCUUUAUUCCACUAAACUAACCUUUAUAUCUAUACAUCAUGCUAUGUUAUUAUUUUUCCCAUUUUCAAUGUUAAAACAAUAAUUUUUAACAAUAUGGUAAUGGUUUCUGUCUGAGAAAUGCCUAAAAUCGUAAACUUUGAAGGCUGAUUGCUCAAAUAUUUUGCUUUAAACAGCAGUAUGUUUAAACUCCAUAACAAAAUGUCGGAUUUAAAUUAUUCUUUUACCAUUUUAUAUCUCAUUUUUUAACUCUGUAUUGAUAACUAAAAAUCAAUUUUUUUGUGAGAAGUGACUGGUUUGGCUUGUCGUUGCCACAAAUGAUUACACACUCUUGCUACAAUACACAGCGAAAUACCAAACACAGGUCACAUAAAACAUCUAUUAACUUGAAUUUGCCUAGCAGAAUAUCAGUCCAUUUAGUAAACAUCUCUAGAUGAGCCUUGCUAAAAGGCUUAGCAGGAUAUCAGUCUAUUCAAACAUCAUCUCUUGACAUCCAGGUAUAGCUGGAUAAGAGUCCAAUCAAGCAACAUCUCUUGUCCAGGCUUAGCUGAAUAUCAGUCCAUUUAAUACACUUCUCCUAACCACCAAGGUUUAGCUAAAUAUCAGUCCAUUCAAACAACAUCUCCUGGUCAGGCCUAGCAAAAUAUCAGUCCAUUCAAACAACAUCUGUUGACAGCCCUUUCUGGAUGUCAGUUCAUUCAAUAAACAUAUCUUGACCAGGCCUUGCUGGAUAUCAGUCCAUUCAA
This is a messenger RNA of Anneissia japonica, 4078 nucleotides long. RefSeq names its product sodium/potassium-transporting ATPase subunit alpha-3-like. The record is from RefSeq and is a predicted model, not a curated record. Gene Ontology annotation, cellular component: membrane. The coding region runs from base 125 to 3211 and encodes 1028 amino acids. NCBI's taxonomy places the organism in Eukaryota, Metazoa, Echinodermata, Crinoidea, Comatulida, Comatulidae. Gene Ontology annotation, molecular function: ATP binding; P-type sodium:potassium-exchanging transporter activity; ATP hydrolysis activity. Gene Ontology annotation, biological process: sodium ion export across plasma membrane; proton transmembrane transport; intracellular sodium ion homeostasis. The transcript has 18 exons.